Messenger RNA from Pecten maximus, 3669 nucleotides. RefSeq lists its product as uncharacterized. The record is from RefSeq and is a predicted model, not a curated record. The coding region runs from base 497 to 2611 and encodes 704 amino acids. Gene Ontology annotation, molecular function: protein binding. The transcript has 2 exons. Lineage: Eukaryota; Metazoa; Mollusca; Bivalvia; Pectinida; Pectinidae.
UUAACAUGCUUGCCAUGAGUCUUGCAAGGAAUUACGAGUUGGCCGCUUGUCAACUUUGACGACUCUAUAAGUCAGGUGUUCAGUAUGCUACUUUUCAGAUACUAAUUCUUAUAAAAUGACCGUAUCUUUGAUAUCAGCAACCAGAAAAGUGUUAACAGGUCACGUAUACAGUCACUUUGGAAUAGUUAGCAGGACAUCUUAUAUCUACAAACAGAUAUAUAUGCAGUAACGAGGGAAUUGUGAGCAGGACAACUGCGAGGGAAUAAAUGACAGGACAAUUUCUUUCUCCAUACCGAUAGGCAUUAACAGAAGGAUGGUAUUGAAACCUACUGAACAUACUUCGGUGAGUUGACCGGUGUUUUCUGAAGACCUGCACACAAUCAAGUCUAUAUUGAAGAUACGUACGUAGUUACAGGACGAUUAAUAGGAAAGAGAUUAACAUAUGGUAUCGAGACAUUUCGAAACGUGACACCACGAGAUUUAGAACGUUUUCAAUAUGACUGAAAAAUAUCUUGCAAUCGUCAAGGAACACUUUGAACACAUCAAAUGGGGAUUGCCAUGUCCACUUACAGAACGAGAGAUAUAUGAAGUUCGUCAGACAGUCGAAUCACGUUUCAAUAUAAAUCAGGACAACAUCUCACCAAGACUGGCACAGAUCCUAGACGACCAACACGGCACCGAGGAAAUAGUGAAUAAUAGGAGAAAGGAGUUAUUUGUUGAUCAUUAUACACAACGCGAUGAUUGUGAUCACUCCGUCCUUGGUGGGAGUAGUGGAGACGGGUUUGCAAUGAAGUUUUCUGAUUUUGAUCAAAUGGAAAUUAAGAACACAGUUGUGGUAACAUACCCUGAUCAGAUACACCUCCUCCCGCAACACAGCGCAGCCAAGACCAUCCUUUUGAUGAGACCAGAUGGUUGCGGACCUGGAUACGUAAAACUCCAAAUAGCUCAAAUUGCGAGUGGAGAGGGAACGGUAGAUAUAUUUCAGAAUGCGAUUAUUCCUGUUAGAAAUUUGCUGUUUUUGUCUAGUGAUUUGUAUAGACAGGGAUAUGUUGAUUUCUUUAAUGCUUUCACCCCUGAAGUUCAUGUCUCAAAUGGACCCUGCUAUACAUGCGCUCAUCAUGGUCAUAGUCAUGAUAUUGCAAAUGCAUUUACGUGUGUGUGUUGGCCAAGAGACGCUAAUGAAUGGAUUCACAGAACUCGUCUGCAUGGAUGGCCUACACAAACAAUGGUUCAUAGGAUUGUUCAAGCUGGGUGUCAUCUCGUACCAGUUGGCGAUAAAUGUUCCACAGACACAUUACUACAAUGGAGAAUUUCUUUUGCUUGUGCAGAGCAGCUGUUGAUUCAUUCUCUCACACACUCCCAGUUCAGGGUGUAUGGGUUACUGAAAUAUUUUCUUUUUCAGAUCAAGGAGUUGUUGGAACACAUUAUCGGGGAUGAUGACAUUCUUUGUUCAUACUUCCUAAAAACUGUUAUCUUUUAUGCUGUUGAAAAUUCUCCACAUUUGCUAUGGAACGGAAAUCACACAUUCGUUUGUUUCCGAUUUUGUCUUUCAAUUUUGAUUGCAUGGGUGAAAUCGGGUUACUGUCCAAACUAUUUCAUUCGAGGCAACAACAUGUUUUUGAGGAAAGGUCAUGGUGAAGCACGUCAAAAGCUCUUACAUUUACUUAUAGAUCUCUAUAAUUUGAAUUGGAUGUGCUUGUCAGUGGAAUCUAAUUUUGAAGCUUACAUAGGGUGUUACGUACAGAACGGCUCGCUGCUAUCGAAAUUGCGAUCAGAAUGUGUGAGGGAUGUUUCUUUAUUUAUAGAACCUAAACGCUUAAGGAACCAUCAUAUAGGAAACAGUCUUUACAAAACACUUGAAUGUCUCUACGCGGCUCGCACAGAUAUCGAUAUAUUUAUUGCAUACCGCGCCGUAGUAAGACAUCUUUAUUCUACAGUUGUUAAUUUACUGAAUGAAUACAACAACGCCAGGGGCAACAAACAGAAGUUUAUCAUCUUGAAAAAAUGUAGCACUAUGACCAAGCUAUUUAAGCAGGUAUCAAUGUGUAUACCUUUAGCUUCAUUCUAUUAUCUCACUGGAAAUUACAGUAAAACAUUGCGUGUAUGCAGAGAAAUGAUGUCGAGUUUUAGACUUUUCGUUGGUAGGGGAGUUUUGGUUAAUGAUGACCGAUAUUUUGAACCAUAUGAACGACUGUACUGUGGGAAAGAAUACACAAUGUGGCAUAAAUUGAAGGAAGGCGUCUAUUUUUUUUUUACAUUUUGUCAAGAAAAUAUUAUCCUGUGUCCAUCUCAUUUACACAUGGAAGUCAUUAGAAGUUUUGAAGUAGAUAUUCCACCACUGCCAUACGCAAUAUUCCUGUCUUUCCUGUGCUACCACGAACUUGGUGACUUGAGGAGACGUGACACGGAGCUAGUAAACUUGCGGGCGGCGAACUAUGACCCUUAUCAAGGGGGACACGACUACUGGAUAGUUCACACAAUGCUUGGGAUCUGUUACCAAACAGUCGGAGACAAGCGCAGGGCGAUCAGGUCGUUUACAGAUUCUUUACGUGUGAAACCUGAUGGUAACCCUGCUAAAGAAAGGAUAGAGGCUCUGCGGAGUUCGCGAUAGAAACAUUGUGAUAAAUAGAGAAAUGUAAUCUGCAAAAAAAAAAAAAAAAAAUGAAAGGGCAACAUAUGAACGCCUGAUUUAAAUGAAAAGAAGGUGUGUUCAGUUAUUUAUUUAUGAACAUUGUAAAUUAAUCUAGAAAGUAAUUUCCUACCUAAAUAUGUUCAACUCCAUAUCCCCAAGGCUAUUUCACCAUGUCUGAAACGCUUACCAUGUACUUCGAGUAUUCGGAAUAUCUUGGGAGUUUUCGUUCUUUCAUUUAUGUGUAGAUAUGUGCAUUUUGUACUGAUAGAGAAAAAUAAUUGUUGUGUAACACAAGAGAAUAUUGUGUGUGCUUUUAUAUAUUAGUUGUUGUUUAUUCUUGCAUACUUAAUAUCGAUUGUGUAUUUGUAGUGAAACAUGAUGUGUUAUGUACGUCUAGAGAAACAUUAUGUGUUGUGUACGUCUAGAGAAACGUGAUAUGUUAUGUACGUCUAGAGAAACGUGGUAUGUUAUGCACGCCUAGAGAAACGUAAUGUGUUAUGUACGUCAAGAGAAACGUGAUGUGUUAUGUACGUCUAGAGAAACAUGAUGUGUUAUGUACGUCUAGAGAAACGUGAUAUGUUAUGCACGCCUAGAGAAACGUGAUGUUUUAUGUACGUCAAGAGAAACGUGAUGUGUUAUGUACGUCUAGAGAAACGUGAUGUGUUAUGUACGUCUAGAGAAACGUGAUAUGUUAUGUACGUCUAGAGAAACGUGAUAUGUUAUGUACGUCUAGAGAAACGUGAUGUGUUAUGUACGUCUAGAGAAACGUGAUGUGUUAUGUACGUCUAGAGAAACGUGAUGUGUUAUGUACGUCUAGAGAAACGUGAUGUGUUAUGUACGUCUAGAGAAACGUGAUGUGUUAUGUACGUCUAGAGAAACGUGAUAUGUUAUGUACGUCUAGAGAAACGUGAUAUGUUAUGUACGUCUAGAGAAACGUGAUGUGUUAUGUACGUCUAGAGAAACGUGAUGUGUUAUGUACGUCUAGAGAAACGUGAUGUGUUAUGUACGUCUAGAGAAACGUGAUGUGUUAUGUACGU